AUGGGCCGACGAUCUCGCUCACGCUCGCCUCGACGGCGCGACGACUAUGACGACUAUGACGACUACCGCGGCGGGGGAAGUUCAAAGUCGAAACGGCAUGACGAGGACGACCGUGACUCGGAUUAUCGAAGGAAACGGCGGCGCAGUACUCGCAGUCGGUCGCCUGACAGGGAUCGGUACAGGAGCAAGAGUCGUAGUAGGAGCAGAGAGCGGGAAAAGAGGAGCAAGCGGGAUAAAGACAGAAGUCGGAGCAGGGAGAGGAAGGAUAAGAAGCGCAAACGCGACCGAGAAACGUCUGAAGAGCGUAGAGCUCGCAAGGCAGAAAAGAAACGCAUUCGCGAGGAAGAGGAGAAGCGUCAAGUAGCAGAACUGAGCGUCUACAGUGCGACGGACAAUCCAUUCCACGACGUCAACCUGGGACAGCAAUUCCACUGGCACAAGAAGGUUGAGAAGGAGCGCAAGCAAGGGCUUACUUACGCGGAAGCCCAGCGAAAAGAUGCUAUUCGUCGCCAGGAGGCCAAGGAAGAAUUGGAGAGGUUGAACAGGCGCAGAAAGGAAAGGGAGAUGGAGAUGAAGUUGAGGGAAGAAGAAGAGUUGAGGAUGCAGCGGUUGCAGGAGUCGGCGCAGAUGUCAGAAUGGCUUUCCAAGGACGGCGAGUUCCAGUUGGAGCAGGAGAGGAGGAGAGCUGCUAUCAGAAUCAAGGAGAAGAGGGCAAAAGCAGUCGAUUUCCUGGCUCUCAAUUUGAAGUAUGUCAACCCUCCAACAGAAAAUGACGACCUUCAACAUGAUGAAGACGAUGCCGGCUUGGAGAUUGAUCUGGACGAACCAUAUAACAUCUUCACGAACUUGUCCAAGGACCAAGUGUUUGAAUUGCAUGACGACAUUGAACACUACCUCGCACUCGAGUCCAACGAGACAAACGUCGAUUUCUGGACUAACAUGAUGGUCGUUUGCAAAGACCACCUCGACAAGCUGCAGCAAGAAAGGCGUAUGGGCAUUGAAGCAGCAGCGGCGGUCGAAGAGGACAUCACUCGUCUCUUGAUUGGGAAGAGUUACGAACAACUGUCGUCAUUGCAGAGACAGGUCCAAGCUAAACUAACAAGUGGAGAGCCCAUCGACACCGACUACUGGGAGGCGCUCUUGAAGAAACUCUUGGUAUGGAAGUCCAAGGCUAGGUUAAAAUCCCUCCAUGAAGUAGUGGUCCGGAACAGGUUGGAGCAGCUCCGUAAACGCCAACGAGACGAAGCGCUGCAAGCUCAAGAAGAGCUUCUCGCUGGCGUUGCUCGUUCUGCCAAGAGAGCAACUGCAGACAAGCCUUUGGAAGUCGGCGGCGCUCACGAGGACGUGGUUCCCGCUGAAGAGGUGGAACCAUAUGACCGUUCCAUGAGCCCUGCUCCCAUUAACAUCUCGCGCCUUCCAACUGAAGAGAGACACAUUCCUAUCAUCUCCGCGAAAGAGGAUCUGCGUGAAAUUCUCAAAUUGCGACGCCAAGUUGCUGCUUCACGAUUCGUGCCUAAAGCACGACAGGAAGCCGUUGCGGAACCUGUCGUCGAAGAUACGUCCACCAAUGCCGAUCUCGCUUCUGAAGCUUUGUACCGGGCUGAAGCAGAGAGGGACUUGGAAGAAGAGGAGGAACUGUUUAAUCUGGAGGAAGACUUGCCCAAUCCCACCUCGUACAACUGGGAAGACAAGUAUAGGCCUCGUAAGCCAAGGUACUUCAACAGGGUCCAUACCGGUUAUGAAUGGAACAAGUACAACCAGACCCACUACGACACCGACAACCCGCCACCAAAGGUCGUCCAAGGAUACAAGUUCAACAUCUUUUAUCCCGACCUCAUCGACAAAUCCAAAGCACCGACUUACAAGAUCGUCAAAGAACCUGGCAACGACGAGACUGUCAUCCUUCAAUUCAGCGCAGGACCUCCAUACGAAGACAUUGCUUUCCGAAUUGUCAAUAGGGAAUGGGAGUUUUCACACAAGCGCGGUUUCCGGAGCAGCUUUGACCGUGGCUGCCUAUCCCUUUGGUUUAACUUUAGGAGAAACUUCUAUAGGAAGUAG
Coprinopsis cinerea okayama7#130 is the source of this 2058-nucleotide messenger RNA. Its product is annotated as cactin. Gene Ontology annotation, molecular function: protein binding. The record is from RefSeq and is a predicted model, not a curated record. Gene Ontology annotation, cellular component: cytoplasm; spliceosomal complex. The transcript has 10 exons. NCBI's taxonomy places the organism in Eukaryota, Fungi, Basidiomycota, Agaricomycetes, Agaricales, Psathyrellaceae. Bases 1 to 2058 code for a protein of 685 amino acids. Gene Ontology annotation, biological process: mRNA cis splicing, via spliceosome.